AUGGCUUCGUCUACUAAGUCGGCCCCCCAAAUCACCGUCUUCCGGGGCUUGCAUGAUGUAGGCUAUACCUGGUCUCCAUUUGUGACCAAGCUCGAGGCCCGGUUACGGUUUGGAAAUAUUGCAUACCGCGUCGAGACAGGAUCUGUGACCAAAGCCCCGCGACACAAAAUACCAUACGUGUCCAUAAAACAUGCAGACGGCCGGACGGAGGUUAUGUCGGACUCGACUCUCAUUGCUAAAGCAUUGGUUGAAUCGGGGACUUUGGAGGAUCUGAAAGAAAACCUCUCGCCUGCCGAGGAGCUGAACGAGAUCAGCUUGAAAGCCUUGUUCGAGGAGAAGCUCUAUUUCUACCAGUCUCACGAAAGAUGGGUGCUGAACUAUUACACCAUGAGAUCCAAGAUCUUGGGUUCUCUGUCGUGGCCGCUCCAGGUGAUUGUGGGAAACAUACUGUACACCAAAAUCACGCGCACCCUGACAGGCAUGGGAAUCCUGAGUUUCAGCCCAGAUGAAAUUCGCGAGUUCCGUCGGGAAAUCUGGGAGACAACGGCAAACCAAUUGGUGGCAGCCCGCGCCCAAAGCCGGGGUCGUGAAGGCCCCUUUUGGCUUUGGGGUGGCGACACUCCCACCGAAGCCGACACCGUCCUGUUUGGGUUCAUAAUUUCUGGUCUGGUGUGCACUGCGGGCUUGGUUUCUAGACAGGAUAUCAAAAGCUAUCCUGUUCUUGUUGAUUACGCGCGAAGAAUCCAUGAUCAUUACUUCCCCGACUACGAACUUUGGGAAUAA
This is a messenger RNA of Penicillium cinerascens, 783 nucleotides long. RefSeq names its product glutathione S-transferase family protein. The coding region runs from base 1 to 783 and encodes 260 amino acids. Lineage: Eukaryota; Fungi; Ascomycota; Eurotiomycetes; Eurotiales; Aspergillaceae. The record is from RefSeq and is a predicted model, not a curated record. The transcript is spliced from 3 exons.